UGUAUUCCGCCCCCAAAGAUCGUCAUGCAUGGGGGAACUAGGGGCGGAUGGGCUGUAUCGCGUACUUACCAUCCAUAAAGAGAAGGGCAUGGAGAAUGAACAGGUCGCUGGCUGGCAAUGCGGACUGGGGACGGGCGGUUUGCGACCCGGUUCUCUGGCUUACGGACGAAUCGGGCUAUCCAUUAUAUUCGAGUCUGGUACAAAUAUCUUCAUCGAAUUUCCCUUCCCUUUGUCUAUUGUUUCCUUUAGUUUAUCGCGUUGAGAAUUUUCGUUCUAUUCCUCUUACAGUCUAUCGUCGACUAGUCAUUUUUCUAUCUUCAUCAACCUUUGUUUGGCUUCAUAUUUCGACCUAAUUCCCACCUUCAUUCCGUCAAGAUGAGUGGUGAACAACCAAUUCAAUGUACCAUCGAUACCUGUCCGGUUUCCGAAUCGAUCUACGGUUACGCCCCAGGCCUGGGCGAGAAUGUCUUCUUUACUAUAUUAUUUGCGGUACUUGCAGUUGCUCACGCGGUACAAGGAAGCCUUCACAAGACAUGGUCGUUCCUUAUUGCGAUGUGUCUCGGAUCUGCCUCUGAAGCCAUUGGACAUGGCGGGCGCAUCAUUUUACACUCCGACGCCUUUAACGAUAGUGGCUUCUACAUCCAGAUUAUCCUGUUAACCAUCGCCCCGGCCUUUCUUGCGGCGGGCAUUUACCUUUGCUUGAAGCAUCUGGUGAUCACCUUCGGGGAAGAUCUAUCGAGGAUCAGACCCAAGUUUUAUACAUGGAUUUUCAUUAGUUGCGACUUUGUGAGUUUGGCGCUCCAGGGCGCGGGCGGUGGAGUUGCGGCGACGGCGGACGAUGGCGACAAGGCCAUGUUGGAUGCUGGAAACAACCUCAUGCUUGCCGGAUUGUCGUUCCAGGUGUUUACCCUUGCGGUUUUCGCCUUGAUGGCGGGCGACUACUUCAACCGGGUUCUUCAAGAUGUGAAGAAGAAUGGUGGAGGUCGUUUGAACCCGGCGACUACUACCUUGAGGAAUAGUCUGAACUUUAAGCUGUUCUGUGCGUCAUUGACUCUCAGCUACGUGGCCAUCAUGAUCCGAUGUGUCUAUCGAAUCAUUGAAAUGGCUGGCGGCUGGGGAAAUCCGAUCAUGCAGAAGGAAGGGCUCUUUAUUGGUCUGGAUUCGACAAUGUGUGCCUUGGCCGUGCUUGUGUUCAACUUUUGGCAUCCCGGGCGAAGCUUCAAUUAUCAAGGUUUCGGUCAUCGGGCGAUCGGUGAGAAUCAACCUGACAUCAUGUUGGAAGAGCACAAGAAUUCAUCCGACGAAUCUACCAACUACCGGUAUCGGGAUUGAAUAUUCCGUACUACCGAGAUACCUCCCACAAUGGAUACGAGACACAAAUCCUUAGCUUAGAUAUACACCGCCUUGGAAUGGAAUGGCGCAUUGUCGACGGUUUUCGUUUUCAGGUUUCGUUGGAGUUCAUAGGACAGUGGAUACUGGGGGAUUUCAAUGAUAUUUAAUCUGCAGCGUUUACGCAAGCUUUCGUCUAUUAAAUCAAGGCUUCGUAUUGAGAUGAGCGAGAAUGGAUCUUUGUUGGUGCUUCGUUACCACAUCGAUCUACCUUUUCACUUCAUAAAUUCCAAAGAUAUUACCCUCAACAUCCUUACACUUCGCAUAAAAACCAAAAUCGCUUUCCGGUUUCUUCUCCAAGAUCUGCUUUCCGCCAAUCGACUGGAUUUUCUCCACAGCCUACCGU
Eremomyces bilateralis CBS 781.70 is the source of this 1735-nucleotide messenger RNA. Its product is annotated as putative RTA1 domain protein. Gene Ontology annotation, cellular component: fungal-type vacuole; plasma membrane. The transcript is spliced from 2 exons. Lineage: Eukaryota; Fungi; Ascomycota; Dothideomycetes; Eremomycetales; Eremomycetaceae. The coding region runs from base 376 to 1332 and encodes 318 amino acids. The record is from RefSeq and is a predicted model, not a curated record.